UUCUAUAUCCAGCCAAAACAAACCCAGCUAGCUAACGAAGGCUGAAAGCUGAAACGAAAAAAAUCUCUUCCUUCAACGAACAAAAAAUAUUUUCUUUUUUUUUAAAAAACAAACCAUUGAACGCGAGAGAGAAACGAAAACUGGGAGAGAGAUGGCUUAGUUCCCUCUUCCUUUCUCUCUCCUAAACCCUAAUCUCUCUCCUCCUUUUCGCCGAUUCACUCUUCCCAUCACCAAGAACUCUAAUUUAUAUUAUCAAUUUCAAACGUCAUCCUUUCCAAAAAUAUUAGGGUUCCUUCUUAUUUUAGGAAUUUUCUUAAUCUCAUCUCAAUUUAUGUGAAUUUGUAGUUUUUCGUUUGUAUCAGGCACACAUUUAGACUCAAUCGAGCCCAAAAAAGUUAGCGAUUAUUGAAGGUUUUACCAGGUAGAUAAUCAGUAGUGUGAGUGAAGAAGUGAGUGAUUUUGAUUGAAGUUUGCGUAAAAAAAAAACUUGAGUAGAAGAGAAGAGAGAGAAAGAGAUGUACAAAGAUCGAGGAUCAAAAGCAGAGAUGGGAGCUGUGGAUCGGAAAAGGAUCAAUGAAGCGUUGGAUAAACAGUUGGAAAGAUCGUCGCCGUCGACUUCAAAGGGAUUGAAUGGUAAAGAUAAGGAUAGAUUGUCGGCGCAAUCGAUUAUCAGUACUACUAGUGGAAAACAACCGUCCGAUCAGAGAGAUUCUCGCACCGCUUCUCUCUCUAAGAAUCGAUGCUCUGAUGACGAAUCAGAAACUGAUAGUGAAGAGUCUGAUGUCAGUGGCUCUGAUGGUGAUGACACUUCUUGGAUCUCAUGGUUUUGCAACUUGCGAGGCAAUGAGUUUUUCUGUGAAGUUGAUGAUGAUUACAUUCAAGAUGAUUUUAACCUGUGUGGGUUGAGCAGUCAAGUUCCAUAUUAUGACUAUGCUCUGGAUUUGAUACUUGAUGUGGAGUCUUCACAUGGGGAUAUGUUUACUGAAGAACAAAACGAAUUAGUUGAAUCAGCAGCAGAAAUGCUGUAUGGUUUAAUCCAUGCUCGAUACAUAUUGACAAGCAAAGAGAUGACUUUAAUGCUCGAGAAGUACAAAGACUAUGACUUUGGGAGAUGUCCAAGGGUGUAUUGCUGUGGACAACCUUCCCUUCCAGUUGGGCAAUCUGAUCUUGCUCGAUCAAGCACAGUAAAGAUCUACUGUCCUAAAUGUGAAGAUAUAUACUACCCCCGGUCGAAAUAUCAAGGCAAUGUUGAUGGAGCUUAUUUUGGAACGACAUUUCCUCACCUCUUUUUGAUGACAUACCCACAUUUUAAGCCUCAAAAACCAACUUCCAGCUAUACUCAGAGGGUGUUUGGUUUUAAGCUACACAAGCCAUGAUGAUGGUCAAUCAAAUUCUUGCAGGCUUUGAGCAAAUGCAUGACCUCAAUACGACGGGUGGAUAUGCUGCUGAAUGUUGAGUUUUGAGGAGAUGCAAGAUCAGAAACCUUUGGAGCUACCAGGAUAUUGCUCACCUGGGUUAAAUGCUAAUAUUUGUCGUAAAUGUACCAUCCCCCAAAAAACCAAAAAAAAAAAAUCAGUUUAAGUGCUGCAGUCCAACCUGUCAUUACUGUUCACAAUUCUAAGCUGCCUAUUUAAAGAGCGUUUGUAAGCUAUGUUUUUCUCAAUGAACUCUUCAAAUUAAUCUUGUAGUGCUUUUCUUACCCUUGAUCUUCAGAGUAGUAUGAAAGUCUUUUGGCUUCCUCCAAAGUCCAAAGAUCCGCUUCCUGAGAAUUUUUCGUGUAGUUUUUAUUAUCUACUUUGGAUUUGUCAAAAAACUCUUCCAUUUUAGAGUUAAAAGAGUACAAUGCAGAGUUGUUACCUGCAGUUUAACUGCAGAUGUAUUAUUAGAAGCAUGCCAUGCCUGUUUUCUUGGUACUA
Beta vulgaris subsp. vulgaris (sugar beet) is the source of this 1916-nucleotide messenger RNA. RefSeq names its product casein kinase II subunit beta-1. NCBI's taxonomy places the organism in Eukaryota, Viridiplantae, Streptophyta, Magnoliopsida, Caryophyllales, Amaranthaceae. Gene Ontology annotation, molecular function: protein kinase regulator activity. The record is from RefSeq and is a predicted model, not a curated record. The coding region runs from base 516 to 1376 and encodes 286 amino acids. Gene Ontology annotation, cellular component: protein kinase CK2 complex; cytoplasm. The transcript is spliced from 5 exons.